Molecule: messenger RNA, 3186 nt
Organism: Linnemannia hyalina
Lineage: Eukaryota; Fungi; Mortierellomycota; Mortierellomycetes; Mortierellales; Mortierellaceae
Source: the annotation of a GenBank genome assembly
AUGACCACUAGACUGCCCUCCGAGACUGUUCGGUCCUCCAUCAGACGACCUCAACGAUUCCCCCCACAGCUCCAACAACCACAGCAACCCCAGCCUCAUCAACAACAACAACAACAUCAUCAUCUUCACCACCAAUAUCAGCAGCAGCAACAGCAGCAACAGCAGCCUCAAUCGACGGUCCAUCUGCAACAACCCUACCAACACCAGUCAUUCUUGUUCGAUGCCGAGUUUGACUUGGUCGGGCGUCUUGGCGCAGGAUUCACGCCAGGCUCAAGUGCGGGCAACAACAGCACCAACAGCAAUGACCACGACACUAUCAGCAACAACAACAACAAUGGUGGCAGGGGCCAUAGUGGUGGUACAAACGCCAAAUCAUCCGUGGUCAAGUCCACCCCCUUGACGCCUGCCAAGCCCGACAGAGCAGAGUCCAAAUUUGAUCCAAUAGCGUCAAUACCUGGUCACAACAUGUCCAGCUUCUUUGGCGCCAGCGACGAUCCAUUGAUGGCAAGCGACGCCGACUCCCAACCCUUCUUUGUCGACUUUGGAAACACUGACCGUCUCAAGAAGAGUGCUCCCUCUACCAUCGGACGAGAACCCAAGAAGGCCGUCGUUACACCAUUGCAGACACCUCAACCACAAGAGUCGCCGUCACUUGGAAUGCUGGACGACAUCUUUCAACCCACCAUGGGGUUUUCAGCAACCCCCUCGCGACCAAUUGCCAAAGCGGCUCUGGUUCGGGAAAGGCAGCUACCUCAGCAUAAGCAGCAACAACAGCAACAGCAGCAGCAACAACAACCUCCACCACCGCCUCUGCAGAGACAAACGCAGACACACCAGCAGCUCUUGCAACAGCAGCAGCAUCACGACAGCUCUCUCGAUUUUUUUAGCUCUCUGGACAGUAUUUCUCCAACACGCUCUACCUCAAGCUCUUCUCGCACAUCCCCUUCGGCAUCAUUUGCUCAUCUAGGAUCGAUCGCUCCUCUUCCUUCCUUUCCCUCUAUUCCGGCGGACUACUCGGCAUUUGGGCGAAAUGGCACCGCCAGAAAGACAACUCCAGCCAGGAAGCUUUCUCAGAGCAGCAACACCCCGUCCUCCACCAUCAAGGACACAGGAUCGUCUCUGGAGACUGUGUCGUCGUUAUCGUCACCAUUGUCGGCAUUAGCGGAUGUGUUUGUAUCGAACAAUGGCUCGGAGCCCAGGCCGUCCUCGUCCACUGGUUCUCGCAAGAAGGGCGAUGCAGCCGUGUCCAUGUCUGCCUCGGUCACCUCGUCGAAAUCAUCCACAUCAACACUGGCGUCAUCAACUGUAUCAUCCGCAGGACAGGCGGUAUCGAAGACGCCUUCCCGGUCUACUUCGUCCAGCAACAUGUCUUCGACAGCAUCCUCGCCAAGUGAAUCUCCGUCUCUUGCGCCUUCAGCUGCUCCCUCAAAGCCAGCCCCCAAAAUGCCAGCGAGAAUCUUGAAUCUACCCCGGCACCCCACCCCUACCCCACUGCCAACGCAAAAUACCAGCGCGAGGAUUGACUCUAUCUUGGCGCCUCAACGACCUCCCCAGCAGCCACCGCAGCCGUCGCAGCCGCAACAGCUGUCCCUGCCUCCGCCACCGUCACCACCAUUGCAACAACAACAAAACUUGCAGCAACAGUUACAGCAGGCUCAAGCCCUGCAGGAUCAGCAGCAGUCGACUUACCAUUCUCUGCCGCGCGAGUUUCAACCUCAAGAGCAGCAGCCUACUUCUCGCUCGUCAGUAUCAUUAUCGGUACCACAACCCCCACCACCGCCAACAGGAGGAUCACAGCAUGUGUCACGACAGGACACCAACCUUCCUCCGACACCACCUCCAUAUAUCCCCCCACCUGUGCAGACACCGCCUCAGUUUCCUUCAUCACCCUGGGACGACGACGACGAUGACGACUUUUACCAGGCACCAAUCUCUCCACCUCCUGUAGUCGUCCCAACUGUGAAAGCAGCUUCACGGAAGGUGGUCGAGCCUGGCGUCCAGGCGCCACCAAAACAGGUUGCUCCCCUUAAGCAGACUAUCACGGAGCCUCAACAGCAGCAGCAGCCAAAGCAGUCGAAGCAGGACUAUCAAAAGCAGGAUCACCCCAAGCCGAAGCAACCUACACAUCAACCGCCGCAACCACAACCACAGCUGCAAUCACAGCCAAAGCAGGAACAGCAACAUUCACCAGUCCAAACUCGAAAACAGGCCCCGAAACCUCUUGCGCCUGAACACAACAAGGCCAUGGAUGCGAAACACGCGGAUGGCACAAGUUCGGCGCCAUCCCUCUCACCUUCUGCACUCUCGCCCGACUCUUUAUUGAUGGCGAGAUAUCCUCCUCCGCCUCCAUCGAUCCUCUACAGUGACGACCAGAUCACUGUAAGCUCGCUUCACUUGACGAUCCACUCGUUCUAUUUUCCGCUGAACACUCCGGUGACUAUCCCGCUGUUGACCAUUACCGAGUUAGAAACGUUACCUACGGAAGGCCAAAACGGCGGCGGAAACGGUGGCAGCAGUGGCGGUGGUGGCGUUGCCAGUUGGCUCAAGUACAAGAACUGGGGGGUCAGCACAGCACUGACGGACAUUUGGUGGGCGCGGGAUUACAAGCCAUCGGGAACUGCGGUCACCGGAGCAGGAGCAUCAUCUCGAUCGGCGGACAAGGAAAACACCCCACCUUUGGUGUAUGUGGUGGUCCGAGUCGAAGGCGAAUGGUUGAGAAAAGGAUUUGGGGUUCAGCAGGAACAGGGAGUCAAGGUGUUGAAGGAUGCCUGGAAGAACGUCAAGGAGAACGAGCGCGGAUUGCGACCGCUUCGACCGGCGACUAUGGGUAUGGAGGAGGACGAUGACGGUUUGAUGAUUGAGAAGCCAGCCGGCGGUCAGUCGCUUUCGAACCAAUCCGGUGGCCGUAUUGCUGCAGGAGACAAUGGUGCGGAGAAGCGGCGAUGGUUGAGCUACCAGAACACAUGGACGGCAUACCCCUUUGCAGACGACUCACCUCAGUUCCUUGCCCAGCAGCAUCGUCGAGGAGCGACCUCAAAGGCACCACGAUAUCAUCAACAGCAGUCAUCAUUGCGGCCGAAACCGACAGGAGCAAGUGGAGGACAUGUGUAUCUGGGACCUGAGGAGAGCUGCGGGGACGAGCCGCUAUUUAUCGAUAAUGAUUUGAACAUUCAUGAGGAGAUCUGA